ACUCCACAGACGAGACCAGAGUCCACAAACCCCAACCACGCCCACCUUCCGCGCCUAGGGUUCCGGCCCCAUGUCCGUCGCCAAGGUCGCGGUUCCGGCGUCGGCGCGCAGGUUCGCGGCCGUCGCGGCGGCUAACACGGUCAUCUACGCGGGGUACGCGAUGCUGUGGCUCGGCUCUGCGUACGGCGUCUUCACGGUCGUCGGGCGCCGCACCUUGGGCGAGGGUUCCCCUGUGCUCUCGGCGGCGAAGACGGUCGCCCUCUACGCGUUGCGCGGCUGUGGAAUUCUCUUACCCUUCUCGCUCAUGCUCGUCGCCCUCCGCUCCAUGGCCUCCGUCUCCAACAACACCCACUCCAAGGAGCGUACCAAAGAACCUGCCGUGAAAGGCCUUCGUCAGAUUCUUCGAAAGGUUAUUCGAGACAUGCUCCAGGAUGCUGUUAUGGUUGGAGCCCUUGCUACGUUCCCCUUCCUGCUGCUCAUGUGUGCUGGUGCUCUGGUGACGGGUGAGUCGCCUGUGAAAGAAUCUCGGAGGGAGAUGAUCGGUUCUAUAUUGGUGGAUGUGGGGAUACUGGGCGCCAACGCGAUACAUUGUUUCGUCAUCUUACCCAUUACAAUUCUGAGGAUAUGGAGGAUGAAGUAUUGAGGUGGCAGUACUGUUGUGCUGUUCAGUGACUGCGAUGCAAACGGUUUUGGAAAGGUGCUAUGGAGUUUACAAGUACAACAAGACCCAGGGAUUCUACUACUGCUCAUCAUUUUCUGAACCACUCUCGGCAUGUUAUGUAACUUAUCGCUACUUCUAGCAACUAGACUACAAGACCCAGGGAUUCUACUGUUAGGAAUGUACUGCUCGUCAUUUUCGGAACCACUCUAGGCAUGUUAUGUAACUUAUCGCUACCUCUAGCAACUAGACUACUUGUAGGUGCUUGUGUCUUGGUGAUGCCAUGGUGAACUUUG
Molecule: messenger RNA, 954 nt
Organism: Lolium perenne
Lineage: Eukaryota; Viridiplantae; Streptophyta; Magnoliopsida; Poales; Poaceae
Source: RefSeq, a predicted model, not a curated record